UCACGAUGCCGGUGUGCCCGAUGUCCAUGGAGUUCCUCAAGGCCUCACACUUCGCUCUGGGCCCCGAUCCACGGCUGCUCGAAGGUAGUAUGCAGUGCACGACGCACAGGGACUUCCCGGCCUAUUUCUCCAUCACCCCGGAGCGGCUGCCAGCUUCGCCAACGCACUCCACAGUCUUCCAAAAGGAAGCACGCUGGGACUCCGAGGAGCGCGUGUCCGAGAUGCACCGCGCGUUCUCACCGCCGUCCGAGUCGCCGCGGCUGGACGAGCUGCGGGAGCAGACAAUGGAGCGCGCGCGAGCCAUGCAGAUCAGCAACCUGCACGUGCACGCGGACGUGCGCCCUAGCCUCAACCUGUCCACCGCACGCGCCGACUACCGCUGGCCGGAGCUGCCGCCGCACGGCCGCGAAGACAUCCGAGGCGCGCGCCUCAUCUUCGACCGCGACUCGGUGCCCUCAGGCGACAGGGAGCAGCUGCGCAUCCCGGCCACCUCGUACAAGGCGCACUACCUGCCAUACGCCGCCGCCGCUCAGCCCCGUGUGCCCAGCAGCCACCUGGGGGGCCGCAACCCCCUGAAAUGGAACUACAAGGGACAGGACGACACCACCUACCAGAAUCACUUCCAGGCCCUCCCAGGUCCUCCUGCCUUGAUGUGUAAGAGGGCCUCCUCCAGUGUGAGCCUAGGAGACCCCCAGACUGGCUUCAACACCCUGUGCUCAUACACGAAACAGACCUACGUGCCUCAGGAGCUGCCGCCAGACAGGUAUGACAAGGCCCAGACUGCAGCCCACAUCCACCAGGUGAGCAUUAGUCCCGGAGACAGCCUGUUCCACGACAGGACCACCAUGAAUGACCACUUCUACGCCCGAGAGCCAGAGUCCUUUGUUCUUCACCACGAUAAGACCCCGGAGUCACACAUCCUGAAAGGAAACUGGUGCCCCGGCCCUGGCAGCCUGGCUACCUCCACGAAGUUCUUCUAUGGUGAGCCGCCUCCUGUGACUCAGCCUCCAAGCCGACAUGUGUCCCAUGAGAAACUGAAGGAUCAUGUGACCCUGGGAGAAGCGAAGCUGCUCGGAGACUUCUUCCAAACCUCCGCAGGCUCAGCCUACUGCCCUCCGGAUACCAAACCAAUACAGAGAGCCCUUAACCUUUCUUUGUUGCAGAGUAACUUGCCUGAGGGCACAGGUGAAUUUGAUUUUUUAACCAUGAACCAAAAGAUGCUGAAGCCGCAUGGAAUAGCUCGAGCUGCCGUCACGGAAGAGCUGUUACAGAAGUGCAAGUACAGCCACAUAGAGCCCCAGCUGGGUGGACAGCGCUUCUUCUCCACCCACUAUCAAGACCAAUUUCCUCUCAAGUACCAAGGCCCACUGGUAAAGAAGCAAAGUAACAUUCAGGAGAGCCACGUGCCGAUGGGCACACCCCAAAAGUUCGGCUGCUGGGGACAGAGAGUAGACCCUCAGGGCCCCCAGCUCCCUAUGUACCCUUGCCCGAGCAAGCAAUAAAUAUCACUUGAUUGUCAACUUGACAGGCUUUAUCUUUACUUUUUUUUUUUUUAACGUUGAUUUGCUUGUGUGUGAGCAUGAUUGUGAACCUGCCACGGUGGGGGAGGAAUGUCAGAAGGCAACUUGCAGGAACUGGUUCUCUCCUUUCUCCUUAUAAGUUCUAGGGAAUCGAUCUUAGGUCCCCAGGGACCAAGCUUUGUGGCAAGGCCUUCAUUUGCUGAGCCAUCAUGGCUGCCCUGGACAGCCUUGAGAAUAAUCAUGAAAACAAGCCUCUGAGCAUGUCUACGUGAGAGUUUCUAGAUUAGAUUAACUAAGGUGAGAAGACCCUGAAUGUAGGCGCACAAUUUCAUGGGCUACUCCUCACUGCCUGCUGACUCCUGACGGUUAAGCAAUGUGACCGGCUGCCUUUGCCACCAAAGCUCCUGCCGCUUUGCCACUCCACCAUGAUGAACGGCACUCUGCAACUGUGAGGUUCUCUUUCUUUCUUUUUUCUCUCUUACAGUAUGUGUUUUGCCUACAUGUAUGUCUGCACUCCAUGUGCAGGCCUGGUGCCUGUGGAAGCCAGAAGGAGACACUGGAUCCCCUGGAAGUGGAGGGCUCUUCUGAUAUUUGAAUGACACACAGUAUAUGAAUAGUGGGUCUAGAGAUGGCUCAGUGGUUAAGAGCCCUGCUGCUCUUGCUGAUAUCCAGAGUUCCAUUCCCAGCACCCAUAUCCAGUGGCUCACAACCAUCUGUGAGUCCAGCCCCAGUGCCCCAGCUUCAGAAUGCACUGA
Peromyscus californicus insignis is the source of this 2275-nucleotide messenger RNA. It is a transcript of the gene Saxo5, whose product is annotated as testis expressed 45. Lineage: Eukaryota; Metazoa; Chordata; Mammalia; Rodentia; Cricetidae. The transcript is spliced from 8 exons. The coding region runs from base 6 to 1502 and encodes 498 amino acids. The record is from RefSeq and is a predicted model, not a curated record.